Molecule: messenger RNA, 5598 nt
Organism: Cygnus olor (mute swan)
Lineage: Eukaryota; Metazoa; Chordata; Aves; Anseriformes; Anatidae
Gene: TCEANC
Product: transcription elongation factor A N-terminal and central domain containing
Exons: 2
Coding region: 4267-5349 (360 amino acids)
Biological process (GO): DNA-templated transcription
Cellular component (GO): nucleus
Source: RefSeq, a predicted model, not a curated record
CUUGGAAAAAACAGACAGCCCCUGGAAAAUUGGCGUGACCUUGUAUCCAAAUCUGAGAGUGUAAUUUAUAAUAAAAUUAGUUAAGUCUGAAAAAUCAUGUGACUGUAAAUGAGGGAAACCACGUGUCUCUUUAUGUGAAGUGGUGCCAAUCUUAAAGCAAAAGGAAGCUCGUGUUGUUUGCACGUAAUUUCAAUUGAAGUAAUUAAUGACGAAUCUGUCUGAGGUAUACAAACAUUCUGUUGUUGCCCUAGUGACUCAUAAUGCUUUAGAAUACCUUCUGAAUCUGUAUAGCUGUCCUGUUGUGAAGAUUAGCUGCUACCUCCACUUGAUACUGAAUUCUGUCAUUUUUUAACUCCUUAGGAGUAUUUUAUUAAAAGCAUAGACCAUAUCAACAGAAAUUAAGAUUUUUGGAUCGGUGGACUAAUCAGUUACCUGUAACAUUUAGCACAGCAGCAUCUCUAUUAGGGUGUGUGCUUGCAUGGCAGCAUCAGCUGGAACUCCCAGAACACAAAAGAGCUGUUGCUGUUUAAUUCAUGAAUUAAAUUUCAGCUGGUUUUUGCCCGUGAGAAGAGUCACAGUUGUUAUUCAUCAGGUAUAGCUAUAGUAUUCUAAGUCUUUUUCUGAGCUCCAGCUUAUAUACAUACAUACUGAGGUUGAUCAAAGCUAGUGGCUAAGCAGUUUGAGGGCUACAGCUUUUCCUUUCUCAUUAAAUCCAUGCAUGUUUGUUUGAUCUUAUCAGAAAAAUGUGCUGAUGACUCUCUUUUGUCCCUGAGGCUUGGUAACUUCAUUAUGCAGUCUAUUGAUUUUUUUUUUAAUUAUUAUUUUAAGGAAAUAAAAUUCUGUUUUAGUUAAAAUUGAGGGGUUCUAGGAGAAACAACUCCAGAUUGGGAUCAAAAAAUUGCUUUUUAAGAGGCUGCUUUGUGCAUCCUCACGUGAAUACGGUGUGCUCUGCCCUUUCUCCCUGCAAUCUCCCUGUCUUAGGAGGAAGGCCUGAGAGAAUGGGUCCAGUGGGCAAAAUAGAAGGUAGACACAGGUUAUAGCUCCAGACCAGUUAAGAGCGCUGUUGUUCAGUCACUGGUGUAGAUGAUGCAGAACAAAACUACUGCUCUAUCAGACUACUUUUUAUUAUUCACAUGCUCUUAUACCAGCUGUUGUCCUGGAAAAUGCAUUGAAAUCAUGUUUUACAUAGUAUUUUUACUUAAUUUUCUCUUCCGUUUUUUCCUCACUGUGGUUCUACUCCAUGUGCAAGUGAAGUAGAGAUUUUGGGGGAAUGAUUUUGCAAUAGUUCUGAGUUCAUGUACUCCAUUUCUUCUAGACCAGUGACCAAAAGGUGGCUGUCUUAGUCAGUGAACUGUCAUUUAUUGGAUUGUCAUGGACAUCUGGCAAUAGCACUGCUGUAUUAUCUCAAUUAUUAUUGGAUUAAGUCUGCUUUAUUCAUGUGGCUUUGCAUUGGAGAUGGAUUUCUGUAUAGUUCUUUAUAGUCUUUAGAGGUGGGAGGCAGUCCUGCUGAGAGGCAGGAAGAGCUCUGAUUUUUGCCAAGAUGAAAUAAAAGCCCUGGAAAAUGAUUUAUUGGUGACAUCUUUGAUAUCUGCUUUCCUGCUGUAGAUGAGAUGAAGGAAUGUUUUGGGGGCUGGGGGCUGGCUCUGAGAUUUCUCUGGUUUCGUCUUAGGCUCCAAGUUUAAAAUAGCAUUUGAUCAUUUUCAUUGUUUAUACAGAAUUUAGGUUGCCCAAGGCAAAAAAUGUGGUUCCAAGACUGUGCUAUGCACCGUCUCCACUGUAACAUUGACCACGUCUUUUUGCAGAAAAUUAGUUACACUGUUAGGAGUACUUGGCUGCUUCUGAUCUUUAUCUUGGCUGAGAUCCCGAUUUUCUUCCAAUUGCAUAGAAUUCCUCUGGGGAAGAAUCGGCUACAUCUCGGUUUGGGGUAAGGGAGAAGAGGGCUGGUGCUGAGCCUACUCUGCGCUUCCAGGAUGUUCAUUAUGUUAUGUGGAUGCCUUUGGGGUUUGUCUUAGUGCAGCCAACUCCUGCUGGUAAACCAAGGCGAAGUAGGCGACGCAUUUCAAACCUGAGGUAGCCUGUUUUUUCUUUUCCCUUGGAAACAAACUGACUUGAAAGGUCUUUAUUGAUCACUGUCAUUUGUUCCUGUAUACACAAGUGACUCAUUAUGCCAUGCAGUCAGUGUGAGAGGUCCUAAUGAUUUGGCAAGUACCUCAUCAGCACAGUAUUACAGAGUCUAAUUGUAAACACGAGCCAAUCUCUACCUUGUUCAAUAGACACUUGAAAUUCAAACAGGUGUUCUCAUGCUUUGCUAAAGUUAGGCGGGGUGGGAAAUGCCUUGUGUAGCUGUCGGAGAGAUGGGCAUGUUUAUUUUGUACAGCACAAAAUUGCAAUGUUAGCAUUCAGACUUUCGUUCUUGCAUCUCUGCAAUAACAAAAAAUCACGAUGCAUUUUGUGACACCAGGAAAAAAACGAUGUUGUCUGCUCACCUUUUUCUUGGAUUUCUUACCUCUUGGUACUAGGAAGACAGCAGAACACUGACUAUGUGAUUCAGUUGAUUUUACCGAUGUUUGUUGAGCAGCAUUUGCCAAAUAGCAUUAAAUCAGGUAGGGAAGUGGCCUAUUUCCAAAUUUUAAAAAUGUUGAAUGAAGGAGCAUUGAAUGAAAAAUGAAUCAGGGAUGCACCCUUUCCAUCCUGUGUCCUGGCACCUUUGGACAUACAUUUUUUUUGGCCAAAUUUAGGCAAAUAGGUACCCUUGAAAAUGUGAGGUUUCCUAAAGGUCAUAAGGAAAUAGUUUUCCCUUUUUGCUUACAGUUUGGAUUUCCUCAUUAUGCACAUUUUCACAAGACUGCAUGGGUUUGCUAUACUACAGCUCCCUCAAGUGGUGAAAUAUUUUCCCAUUUCAAACUGCAGCUCACUUUCUGUGAAACACUUGCUCUUUUCAGAAGGCAUAGAGACUUUCUCCAACUUCCUCUUUAUUCUGCCUGUUCUUUCCUCAGAUGUUGAAAAAUACGAACGGCUGUCAGGGCUGUGGGCUUAUCAGCAAAGCAGAGCAGUGGGUGAAAGGGCUACGACAGUGCUCUUUGUUCAGCACCUGACCUGUUGAACCAGCUUGGGCAGGACAUUUCACUGUGUAAGCUUCAGUUUUGUCAUCUGCGAACUAGGGAGAAUAUUUGUAGACGACCUAGAGUUGUUCUAAACGUUAAUUUCUUAUCUUUUUUAAAAAUAACUCUUCUUUCAAGCAAUGCUUUUGUGUAUCUGACACAGAAAACACCAAUCCCUUGACAGCAGGCAGCAGCCUGUCUGCUGUCAUCUGUUUGCUGUCAUGCUACAAAACGUCAAAACCCUGUUACACAGCAGAAACAUCAGUGUUCAAGGAAUAGGAGUGUGAUCAGAAAGAACUCAGGCUUGUUCUGCUUUGGUUCACAGUGAAUUUGUGCUACAAAAUGCACUCUGGUAUUACCCCUGCACCAGUAAUUCUUUGUUUCUCCAUAUAAGAACGCGAAAAGUAAGUUUUCUACAGUUGUCUGAGGGAGUCCUGUUGUGUCUUGAUUCUGUAAGUGGAAGAGGUCCUUGACAUCCUGACUUAAUGUGAAAUGCUAUGCAGGGUUCCCAGAGUGAAGGAAAAGUCCUACCUCAUCCUUUGAAGGAAGUCUGAAGCUGUAAAACAACCUUAUAUGUUCUUCAUAAGAUCAGGAAUCUGUUUGAUAUCCGAUCCUGUUAAAAUAGCGCUCACCAUCAGUCUUAGCGAUUAAAACUGAUUAAAAUCCAGUUGCUACUUGAUUUAGAGCAACAAAUACACAAACAACAUUUUUUUUCUCAACACACUGUCUUUUAAUUUGGAAACAAAACUGAAAUUUAUGAUUGAGUAGAUAAGGUGGUGUUUUAUAUGUACGUAUCGCUUUUCAUCCUGAAGUACUUUAAAGUCCUUCGUAAACUAGGUGUACACAGCAAAGCCAGUGCCAUUCAAAGAAUGGUUACCCCCCAGAAACCUCCUUAUCAUUUUUCAUUAAUAAAUACACACUUAUUACUUAGUGUUUUCCCUGCUGGCUGUUGCUUGGGUUUCUGUCAGUUGCCAAUGAAUAUUCCACUCCAUUGAAGUUGUUAAUUACAGAUUUCAAUUCUGUUCUUGUCACAUAUUUUGAUGACUUAUUUUUUCUUUUAUGUAGCUUUGCUGAAUAGGGGAGUCAUUCAGUUCUCUGCUAUUUUUCAUACGUGUUGAGGAAAGCAUUUCCUCAGAAGUGAUUGUUUUGACAUAAAUAUUUAAAAAUGUCUGACCAGAAAAUUAUUGUACACAGAGCCCGUUGUAUCGAAAAGCUACUCUCUGGAAACAAUUUCCAAGAUAUUGAGGAUCAUCUUAAAGAGCUUGAAGAUGUUGAUAUGACUAUUGAAUAUCUUCAGGGGACAGAAGUUACCAAGGCUGUAUACAGAGUACUCAAGAGCUGCCCUUCAGUAGAGUUGAAGAAGAAAGCAAAGCAGCUGUUGUCGAAGUGGAAGGCACUUUACAAGAAUAACUGUGUUCAGUCAGUGCAAGUUAAGAAGUCAGUUUCUGGAAAUGUGAAAGAGGAACUUGAACAUCUCGGUGUGACUCCUGGAGAACAGUUGCUGUCUGAAGGACCAAGUCAGCAGGAAGUAUUAGAUGCUGCCCCUUCUCAAGUUUUGGUCCCAUCACAAUCCGUUAAAAAUGUGGUAUGCAGUCAGCCAGAAGGUAGCUUGGAACAGCUCUCCCCUUUUGAGGACCAAUGUAUUGAUAACAGAGAUUCUAAACCUCUUGUUAAUGAAGUAAGCUUGCAGCAGGAUCACGUGAGAGCUCUGAGGUGUAAAUGUGCAGAUCUUCUUUAUAAAGCUAUGAGUGAUUCUGCCAAAGACAAAGAAGAAACUGAUAAAUGGCUAGAGCUAUCUAAAGAAAUCGAAGAACAUAUUUUUGCUCUUCAUUCUAAAAAUGACAGAAAGUAUAAAAAUUGCAUCAGAAGUAAAAUCUCUAACCUGAAGAACCCUAAAAGUAGCCACUUAAAAUGUAACCUUUUUUCGGGGACUUUGAGUCCAAAGGCUUUUGCUGAGAUGACAGUGAUGGAAAUGGCCAGUGAUGAACUGAAACAGCUCAGGGCCUUGUACACAGAGUCAUCUGUGCAGGAACAUCAGCUUCCACAAGUUAUUAACGGCACUCAGACAAACAAAAUAAAGUGUAGGCGCUGUGAAAAAUUUGAUUGUACUGUCACUAUGAUUGCCAGAGGAACUCUCUUUCUUCCAGGUUGGGUGCGAAACACAAAUCCAGAUGAACAAAUGUUGACUUAUGUUAUUUGUAAUGAAUGUGGAGAACAAUGGUAUCACAGCAGGUGGAUUUGUUUGUAAUGCUGUCCUGUCCUGUGGUGGUUUUACUCGUGUGGGCAGCUGAGUUUGUAGAGCAGGCCCCGGGCCAGAGCUGCAGCCUGUGGAGAGAUGCCCACACAGGAGCAGGUGACCUGGCAGGAGCUGCUGCCCGUGGGGGAUCCAGGUUGGAGCAGUUUGCUCCUGAGGGUUGGACCCCGUGGUACGGACCCAUAUCUGGAGCAGUUCUUGAAGAGCUGCUGCCUGUGGGCAGCCCACGCCGGAUCAGUUUGG